This is a messenger RNA of Nannochloropsis gaditana CCMP526, 366 nucleotides long. RefSeq names its product u2 snrnp component ist3. The transcript has 2 exons. Gene Ontology annotation, biological process: mRNA splicing, via spliceosome. The record is from RefSeq and is a predicted model, not a curated record. Bases 1 to 366 code for a protein of 121 amino acids. Gene Ontology annotation, molecular function: RNA binding. Gene Ontology annotation, cellular component: precatalytic spliceosome; catalytic step 2 spliceosome; U2 snRNP.
AUGAACGUCGUUCGAGAGAUCCAGCGUCUCAAUGAAAAGGAACUACAGCGCGGGACGGCUGGAAUGGAGGGCAGUUGGCAUGGACAGUAUAAAGACUCUGCCUGGGUCUUUGUGGGUAGCUUGCCUUCGCAAUUGAGCGAAGGUGACGUGUUGUGUGUUAUGUCUCAGUGGGGGGAAAUCGAGGACUUGCACUUGGUCCGAGACAAGGGAACAGGGAAGAGCAAAGGUUUCGCCUUUUUGAAGUACGAGGAUCAACGCAGCACCAUUUUGGCGGUGGACAAUAUGAACGGGAUUAAAUUGCUGGAGAGGACCCUGCGUGUGGACCACAAAGAGAAGUACUCGCUGCCGAAAGAGACGGAGGGGUAG